This is a messenger RNA of Hansenula anomala, 1017 nucleotides long. RefSeq names its product E1 ubiquitin-activating protein AOS1 (gene AOS1). Gene Ontology annotation, molecular function: SUMO activating enzyme activity. The record is from RefSeq and is a predicted model, not a curated record. Lineage: Eukaryota; Fungi; Ascomycota; Saccharomycetes; Phaffomycetales; Wickerhamomycetaceae. The transcript has a single exon. Gene Ontology annotation, biological process: protein sumoylation. The coding region runs from base 1 to 1017 and encodes 338 amino acids. Gene Ontology annotation, cellular component: cytoplasm; SUMO activating enzyme complex.
AUGAGUGAGCUUACUGCUGAUGAAUUGGCUCUAUAUGAUAGGCAAUUGCGUGUCUGGGGUGCUGAUGGUCAGAAUAAAAUCAAAAACGCCUCCAUUUUGGUGAUCAACUUGAACGGUGUUGGUACAGAAAUUGUCAAGAACUUGACUUUGAGUGGUGUUGGUUCCAUUGAAUUGAGUGAUCCUUCAAUUGUUUCAGAACAAGACUUAACUGCUCAAUUCUUUCUUUCUGAAGAAGAUUUGGGGAAAUCCAAGCUAGAGGCCGUUGAACCAAGAAUCAAAGAUAUGAACCCAAGAGUUAACCUCACAAUAAAUACAACCCCAAUCAAUUAUGAUGAUAGUGAAUAUUUCAAGAAAUUCCAAUUAGUGAUAGCUAAUAAUUUGGAACCUCAAUCUUUCCAAAAAUUAAACAACAUUACCAGAGAGUUGAAUAUUUCAUUAUACUCCACAGUAGCCCAUGGAUUAUAUGGUUAUUUUUUCAGUGAUUUAAUCUUGGAUGUUUCCAAUUUUACCAAAAAAAAGAUGCCAAUUGCAAGAAAGGCUGGUCCAAUCUCUAAAAAUCAAGAAAUCCUCAAGAUAUCAUCAUCUCAUAACAAAGAGACUAAUGAAAUUUCUGAAACAUUUACAUUAAAAUCUAAAUUCUCCAAAUUUGAAGAUGUACUUCAUUCUAAAAAUUUGAAUGACUUGACAAGAAAAGGGAAAAAAAAUGUUUCACCAUUAUUAUCAAUCUUUUUUUCAUUAUAUGAACUUGGUCUUGAAGGUCUUGAAAUUUCAAUUGAUGUUCUAAAGACAAGAGCCAAUGAAAUCAACAAAAGACUAGGUUUGAAUGAUAUAGUUGAUGAAUCAUACUUUACCAAAGUCACUACGCAAUUAAACACUGAAAUUUCCCCAGUUGCUGCUAUCUUAGGAGGAACUAUUGCACAAGAUGUCAUCAACUAUAUAAGUAAAAAAGAGAUUCCAAUCAAUAACUUGUUGAUUCUUGAUGGUGAUAAUUUUACCAUGCCUAUAUAUGAGCUUUAA